Messenger RNA from Talaromyces proteolyticus, 1794 nucleotides. RefSeq lists its product as uncharacterized. The transcript is spliced from 2 exons. Bases 1 to 1794 code for a protein of 597 amino acids. NCBI's taxonomy places the organism in Eukaryota, Fungi, Ascomycota, Eurotiomycetes, Eurotiales, Trichocomaceae. The record is from RefSeq and is a predicted model, not a curated record.
AUGGAGUCUGAUUAUCCCCCGCUUUCCUCCCAGAGAAUUCCUGAUAGUCCCUCGCAUUCAGGCCAAGCUCGGACUUCUAAUGGGAAUAAUGCGCCGCUAAAUCAACAUUCUGAUAAUCUCUAUCGCGGAAUAGAAGUGGCUCCUAAUGGCUCCAAAAUCCGCUAUCAAAUAUUAUCACGAGAAGGCGACGCGGUCUUGGAGUAUGUUGAUGCGGGUCCUCGUGACAUAGCUACCCAGUAUCGUUGGCAGGUAUCUAGCAAUAACCUGAGACGAAACAGCCCCUUCUUUUCUGCUCUGUUAGACCCAAAUAAGUUCGCUGAGGGAAGGCUUUUUCAAGAGAAGAAAUUCGGAGUAAAUCAGUCUUCCAAUAUUUGUACCGAUGUCGAUGUCCCUGAAAGCGAGCAGCAGCAAUCUGAUGAGAAGAUUAAAGAAAACCUGCCUUUAAUUAGUAUCAACCUGGUUCCAUUGACGGGCAAAGGCCGAAUACAGAGUCUGGAAUUAUUCCUCAAAUUGCUGCAAUUUGAAGGCGACGAUUAUCAAAUCGCGCAGCUGACAGAAGAAAUUGACCGGCAGCCGAUAUCUGUUGUAGCUGGGAUAUUGGAGGUUGCUGACUUAUUCAGCUCCUCAAGCAUAAUCCAUAAAAUCCUCCAACGGGGUAACUAUAAGCCCUCUCUCAAGGGCAAAACCUCAUUAUCGAUAUUCAGUCCAUCCUUGUUGGAUUUGAGUGAAGAUCGGAUUCGACAAAUUAUAUACAUAUCGUUACUUUUGGAAAACAGUACGGUAUUCCAAGUAGCCUCCCAUGCCUUGAUUCUCCUAGGCUCUACAUCGUGGAUAGGCGGGCCUCGAAAUGGUAAGCGAGGGAGCCAUCAAUGGGCUCGUUUUCCAAAUGGAAUUGAAGAGGAGUUGUAUGACCGACGGCAAAGUGUUUUGAAUACGAUCACGGACCUACAGGCUUAUUUUCUUCGGGUAUAUGGCGCCUUGGAAGAUGAACCAAAGCAGAGUCAACCAUUCAAAAACAACAUUCCUCCAGCAGGAGUGAUAUCGAACGUUCGACCGAUUCAAUGUCGCUGGGGCUUCGGUAAUUCGAGAGCCUGUGACUCAUACCACCUCGGUGAAAUGGUUCGUUUCUUUUCGAUAAGAUCCAAAACUAUCUUCCUAGGGUCUACCUUGAUCGAUCCAUAUCAUGAUGAGGAUGAUGAAGAAGAAGACGAAGACGAAGAAGAUGAACGAGAAGAUGAUGAGCCGGAAUAUAUCCAGAGCAAAGCUAGUAGUACUAAGAACAACGCUACAGCGGGCAUAGCUUCUACCAACAUACUUUCUAUAACCGCCUCACUACGCCAAGUUCCCGACUAUCAAAUUGAUGAAAACCAUAUCGGUUGCGGGAUUCGUCGACGUCUACUUCCUGCUCUAGACCGAAUUGAUAGUUUCCUAGGCCAUCGGCAAGCUCUCCUUGGCUUGAAGGAUCCUAAGCUUUGGAAAUCGGGUAUCGCCUCUAAUAAACACAAGCAGAAUCCUGAUUCAUGGAGAAACUGUAGUUUAGGGAAGGUUGUAGCCGUAAAUAUCGAUGCCACAAAGAUUACGGCGGUUGAAAGGCCUAUUCAGAAGCGCUCGCGUAGGAUUUCUACGGCUACUACGAAUGCCAAACCGUCGUCGGAGUUAGCUAGACAAGGAGUGGUGGCAAUGUCCAUGGUACCGCCACCACGUCCAUUUAUCAUAUUGAGAACUUACCUUGAAACGGAGGCCAGGCGACUUUUCACUGCCGAAGAACGGAAAUGGGAAUCCGGUAGACGAUGA